ACACACACACACACACACACACACACACUCACCCCCAGUGAUUCUCAUAAAUCAUUUCAUCUUCAUCCUGGAUGUGUAAACACCUCAUCAGAAUGCAGACAGACCUGGGAUCAGAUUCUAGCAGCUUUUAAAAAUAAAACAGGAUGUUUCUCUCUGAUAACACUGACCCUGGAUCAGACACACACACACACACACACACACUCACAGGCAGCUAGCUGUGGCCCCGCCUUCUGCUGCAGUCGUUUCAACCAGGUUUCAACCACGGUGUUUCAGAUCAGCUGCUGUGCUGCUGAAGAUCCUGAUCCAAGGUAGACCAGGUUCUGUGGCUAGACCUUUAGCUUGGGUUUCUCUCUGUUGGAUUCUUGGGGGAACAUGAGGAGAAGAGAACUCUGGACUAAGAAGGAGAUCUGAUUCAGAGCUGCUGAGCAGAUCAAAUAGCCUGCAGCUCUGAACCCAUCAGGUGAAAAGGGCGGGGCCUAGGACUCUGCAGUCCCUGAGACACAGGUUGUCAAGGAUGUCAGAAAAUGGCUCAUCUUUGACUCCUCCCAGCAGCUCUUUAGCUCCGCCCCCUCCAAACAUUUCUCAGUAUCCCCCGCUCACAAACUGGGAGCCUCCCACUUUCACCCGGGCCGCCCAGUUCCGCGUCGGAGCCACUUUACUCCUCUUCCUGUUUGCUGCCUGCAGCAACCUUGCGUUGUUGGCCAGUGUGUGGUGUGGGCGUGGCCGGCGGCUGUCAUCUCACCUGCGGCCGCUGAUGCUUAGCCUGGCAUCAGCUGACCUGAUGAUGACGUUUGUGGUGAUGCCUCUGGAUGCAGUGUGGAAUGUGACAGUGCAAUGGUACGGAGGCAAUGCCCUCUGUAAACUGCUCUGCUUUCUGAAGCUGUUCUCCAUGCACGCCUCUGCCUUCAUCCUCGUGGUCAUCAGCCUCGAUCGCCAACAUGCCAUCCUGCACCCACUGGAUGCAUUGAGCGCACAUCGCAGGAACCGAUGCAUGCUCCUGCUGGCCUGGAGUCUGAGUCUGCUUCUUGCAUCCCCACAGCUCUUCAUCUUCAGGACCAUCAGGGUGGAAUCAGCAGACUUCAUCCAGUGUGCAUCUCAUGGCAGCUUCGGACAUCAGUGGCAGGAAACCUUUUAUAACAUGUUUCACUUCAUCACUUUGUAUGUCGUCCCACUGCUGAUGAUGAGCUUCUGCUACAGCCGGAUCCUGCUGCACAUCAACCAGCAGCAUCUGCAGAACAAAGGUGAGUCACACCUGCGUCGCUGUGGCACUGACAUCAUCCCAAAGGCACGAAUGAAGACUCUGAAGAUGACUGUGGUGAUAGUUCUGUCCUUUGUGGUGUGUUGGACUCCGUACUACCUGCUAGGUAUCUGGUACUGGUUCCAGCCCGACAUGCUCCAAGUUACACCUGAGUACAUUCAUCACGCCCUGUUUGUGUUUGGCAACCUGAACACCUGUUGUGACCCUGUCAUCUAUGGUUUCUACACUCCAUCCUUCCGGGCUGACCUGGCGGCCUGCUGCCGCAGGUCGGGGAGCAACACCUCGCCACAAUCUGUGGCCCGGCUGUCUGUUAGACCGGGUCAACAUAGUGGGGAGCAGGACCAGCAGGCCCCGCCCCCAACUAGACUAUGACAGACUGAGCAGGUGCGGAGUGACUGUGAUGAUUUGUUCACUGACUCUCUGUUCUAAAUGACUCUGAUUUUACAGAGUUUCAAAAGAUUCAGUUGCAGAAUCAAAGAAUAAAGAUCUGAAUUUUGACUUGAA
Molecule: messenger RNA, 1762 nt
Organism: Nothobranchius furzeri (turquoise killifish)
Lineage: Eukaryota; Metazoa; Chordata; Actinopteri; Cyprinodontiformes; Nothobranchiidae
Gene: gnrhr1
Product: gonadotropin releasing hormone receptor 1
Biological process (GO): cellular response to hormone stimulus; G protein-coupled receptor signaling pathway
Cellular component (GO): plasma membrane
Molecular function (GO): peptide binding; protein-hormone receptor activity; G protein-coupled receptor activity
Source: RefSeq, a predicted model, not a curated record